Molecule: messenger RNA, 420 nt
Organism: Lactuca saligna
Lineage: Eukaryota; Viridiplantae; Streptophyta; Magnoliopsida; Asterales; Asteraceae
Source: the annotation of a GenBank genome assembly
AUGCAUUUCCUCAAAAAGAAGUGUGGUCUCGGAAGUGGAUUACCAAGAUCGUCGGAUUUGGUAACAAGGUUCAGAGAAAGUUCGAUCUUAAUUAUAUGUUAUACAAACACUAUGUCUAUUGGAAAAAAGAAGAAACCAUCACUCUCACAGAUGUAUAAUUUCCCUCAAUCAACCCUAAUGACAUUCUCACCAUUGUUUCUCACCUCCGAAUUUUGCAGGCCUGACAUUGAAUUUGCUCACUUGUUCAGAACCGAGAAUAUUUUGGCCAAAAUCACUUAUGAAAUGCCUGAAGCUCAAAUCUGGGCAGAAGGACCCAUUAAAGAACCAAAAUUUGGAUAUGUCUAUCUCAAAAAGAAGACCAACCAAAAAGAAUUCUUUAAAGUUCUUGACAAACGUCUAGUUCCAUCAAUGAUCCUGUAG